AUGGCACUGAAAGCUAAGAAGGAAGCUCCUGCCCCUCCCAAAGCUGAAGCCAAAGCAAAAGCUUUGAAGGCCAAGAAGGCAGUGUUGAAGGGUGUCCACAGUCAUAAAAAGAAGAAGAUUCGCAUAUCAUCUACCUUCCGGAGACCCAAGAUGUUGCGGCUCCUGGGGCAGCCCAGAUAUCCUCAAGAGCACCCCAGGAGAAACAAGCUUGACCACCAUGCCAUCAUUAAGUUCCCCCUGACCACUGAGCCAGCCGUGAAGAAGACUGAAGACAGCAACACACUUGAGUUCAUUGUGGCUGUCAAGGCCAACAAACACCAGAUCAAACAGGCUGUAAAGAAGCUCUAUGACACUGAUGUGGCCAAGGUUCACACCCUGAUCAGACCUGAUGGAGAGAAGAAGGCAUACGCUUGA
This is a messenger RNA of Sciurus carolinensis (gray squirrel), 414 nucleotides long. Its product is annotated as 60S ribosomal protein L23a-like. Gene Ontology annotation, cellular component: ribosome; cytosolic large ribosomal subunit. Gene Ontology annotation, biological process: translation; ribosomal large subunit assembly. Bases 1 to 414 code for a protein of 137 amino acids. NCBI's taxonomy places the organism in Eukaryota, Metazoa, Chordata, Mammalia, Rodentia, Sciuridae. The transcript has a single exon. Gene Ontology annotation, molecular function: structural constituent of ribosome. The record is from RefSeq and is a predicted model, not a curated record.